AAUGUAGGUUAUUUUGUUGCUUGUUACCGACUAAGUUCAUUGUAACGUUCACUCACAAUAUUGCAUAUUAUGUCACAAUAUGGCGGCUUUGACCGGAAGAAGGGAAAACGUACUUUAAACGCAUUUAAACGCAGCAAGUAAGCAAUGCAUGCAAACAAACAAACGAGGAAUAACACUCAUACACCACAAUUAGAUCCUCAGGUCGCAUACUUUGGAAUUGGAAGAUAAAUAAUUAUUCAGUCUAAAGAAAUAAGAAGUAAAAUGUGUAAAGAAAAUAACAGGGGUCCUCAAAUGACCACACUACAUAUGAUAAAACCUACUAAAGCUUGCUGGAGCAAGCCAUUGACUCGGUCACAGCGUAAACUGGUGACUCAAGCUCUUUCAGUUUGUUCGACUGCAUGUGGCGCUGCAAGAACCGACAGGCGGAUGACGUCAAAGCACUGCACGAAGUUGAACAACCCGUCUCUUCCUUGUGUCCUCCUCAGUGACACACCCUUGAAAAUACAGCAGGGUUCCCCAAAUCUUAGCCUGGAGGGCCGGAGCACUGCAGAGUUUAGCUCCUACCCUGAUCAAACACACCUGAGCAAGCUAAUCAAGGUCUUCAUGAUCACUAGAAAAUCACAGGUAGGUGUGGUGAACUGGAAAGCAUUUAAUGAGAACUACAGAACCCUGUACACGAUUCCUUACUCAAUAUCCAGAUGCCUCCAGUGUGACACCUUGUACAAGAAUCAUGGAGCAGGCUACAGAGGUAGAGGACAAAGAUGCGUGUUGCAGGGUUUUAGUCCUGUGAUGACUGCGAGGGAUUUUGUGGAAUCGACACAUCGUUUUUAUGAGGCUGGAGGAAAAGUAAUCUAAUUUGAAACUAUGGGGGUGGUUUCCCAGACAGGGAUUAUCUUAAAGCAGGACUAGACCUUAGCUUAAUUAGAAAUUAUAACUAGUUUUUACAAACAUGCCUUACUAAAAACAUUACUUCUGUGCAUUUUGAGGCAAAACAAAGGGCACUGAUGUAUUUUAAGAUAUGUUAUUUCAAGUUGUUUUCAGUUUGGGCAGCUCUUACAUUUAUUUUAGUCUAGUACUAGUCUAAUCCCUGUCCGGGAAACCGCCCCUAGAUGUUUUUAUUGCACACCUUUUAGAAUAUUUUGCACUUAAACUGAGAAUUUGUUUUUUGGAAUGUAACUAUGCGAUCAAUAAACUGAUCCUAAUGUUGUUUUUGUUUUUUGUCACCUUUAUCUCUUGUAUAUUCAUUUCUACUUUUUAGUUUCUGUUUUUAUUACACUUCUCUAAGAGAAUAUUACAUUUAAAAUAAUUUGUUUUAAGUGUUAGACUAUGAGUUUGGCUAUAUGGUUAGUCAAUAAACUGAUCCUAAUGUUUAA
This is a messenger RNA of Paramisgurnus dabryanus, 1373 nucleotides long. RefSeq lists its product as uncharacterized. Lineage: Eukaryota; Metazoa; Chordata; Actinopteri; Cypriniformes; Cobitidae. The record is from RefSeq and is a predicted model, not a curated record.